AUGGUUUCUGCUAAUAUUGCUUCAGUGAUAGGUGUUCCUGAAGGUGUCAUCAAACUACUGCUGUCGAUUUUGAUAGGCUAUCCUCUGGCAUUACUACACAGGCUUCCACUUUUUUACUCUGCUCCAUCGACUUUAAAACACCUUGUGAUCUUCAUAGAGGGCGCCUCGAUUUGCUACUACAAUUUUGGAAUUGAUACAGUACACAUGUGGCUUAAUGUGACAAUCAUCUACUUGGUUAUUCUCUUGUGUGGAGGAUCAAAGUUCUCGGUGAUAUUUGCCUUUGUUUUCAAUACGUGUUACCUGGUAAUAGGUUACUACACUCAAGUACCUUUCCAAGACUUUGGGAUCUCAUGGACUAUGCCACACUGUGUACUUACCCUUCGGCUGUCUGGGGUUGCCUUUGACUACUAUGAUAGCAAAAGGAAGACGGCAGACAAAGAUGUACUGUUGUCAGAAAAACCUGGCUAUAUCGAGAUGCUUGGUCACUCAUUUUUCUUUGGUGGUGUCCUGGUAGGACCACAGUUUUCUCUGAAAAGAUACUUGAAUUAUGUGAAUGGAGAAUAUGCUGACAGGAAGAUUAGUGGAGCCUCCGAUAGCAUCCGGACCAGCCUGGAGAAGCUGAUGGUCGGCAUGUUUUACCUAGCCACAUUUCAACUGUUAGCACUGUAUAUACCAGACAGCUAUUUAACUUCUUCCAGUUUUCACGAUCUGGGAUUUCUUACAAAAUGUGCCUUAAUAACAAUUUGGGGAAAGAAUGCUUUACACAAAUAUGUAGGUGUGUGGUUGAUACAGGAAGGCAGCCUCAUUCUCACCGGCAUGAGCUACAAUGGGGUUGAUGAGAAAGGCCAAGCAAAAUGGGAUGGAUGCACAAACAUAAAAGUCUGGCAACUGGAGACCGGAGAGUCUUUCUCAGAUUUUAUCCAGUCUUUUAAUGUGAAUACUAAUCAGUGGAUGGCCAG
Candidula unifasciata is the source of this 959-nucleotide messenger RNA. The record is from the annotation of a GenBank genome assembly. NCBI's taxonomy places the organism in Eukaryota, Metazoa, Mollusca, Gastropoda, Stylommatophora, Geomitridae.